GAACCCAUUUGCAAGAGAGAAGAGGAGGAAGAGGAGGAGGAGGGGUCUGGUUGCCGUGGCAACCGCCUGGGAGGGGGGAGGGGCCAAGGAGGACCCCCAGGCCAUGCUCCUGCCUCGCCAUUGGUUGCGCAUGGGGUCAUGUGAGGCCUGCUGGAAUGCAAAUGAGCCCUGGUAUGCCUGUCUCUGGACCCCCUCCACCUCCCCCAGACCCACAGCAUCUCCCUUCUCUCCCUGGCAUUCAAUGUGAGGAGGGAGCAUCGGAGGGGAGCAUCAGUGCGCCUGCCUCCUGCGCAUGACCAGGGCCAGGCCAGCGCCCUCCGCUUUGCCAUGGACGGCCAGGAUGCCCCUCCGGCCACGUCCGGCUCCAACGCCCGCCCGGCCGGACCACCGCUCUCCGUCUACAGCGGCAUCCCCGACCGGCAGGCCGUCCAGGUGAUCCAGCAGGCGCUCCACCGCCAGCCCAGCACGGCCGCCCAGUACUUGCAGCAGAUGUACGCGGCACAGCAGCAGCACCUCAUGCUCCAGACCGCCGCACUCCAGCAACAACAACAACAACAACAACAACAACAACACCAGCAACACCACCAGCAGCAGCAGCAACACCUGCCCACCCCUGCCCAGCAGGCCAACCUGCCCGCCAACCGCCCGGGGUCCUCAUCCGUCCACCAUGGGCCCGCACAGACCCACUCCCAGCAGCCCACGAUGGGCCUGUCCUCGUCUCCCGCGUCCACCCAGCUCCUGACCCGGGCGCAGGGCGUGACUCCGGCCAACACGUCCACCUCGGGACUGGCCCAGCAAGCCGUCCUCCUGGGCAACGCCGCCAGCCCCGCCUUGACCGCCAGCCAGGCCCAGAUGUACCUCCGCGCCCAGAUGGCUCGGAGCCUAGGCCGCGCUGUUCCUUUGUCCCCGCAGCUCAUCUUCACCCCCAGCCCCGCCCCCGCCACGCCCGAAGGCGCCACCGGAGGAAACGCCACGCCCAACAACACCUGCGCGCAGGUGCAGCGCCCCCCGCAGGCCUUGGCUCCCUCUCCGUCCCAGCAGCUCCCCACUUUGGCCAUGAAGCCUGCACCCAACGCCGGCCACCCCGGGUCCACGUCCUCUUCCUCCCCGGUGGUGACUCAGGGCAAGGGACCCCCGUCGGAGCCCCUCCGGAAGGCAGAAGCGGCCACGGGAGGGUCCAGCGGGGGUGCCAGCAACGGGACGGGGGUCCCACCCGAAACAGGAGGUCGAGGGCCCGCUCCCAACCGGACGGCGAACAUUGCCAACACCCACCCGCUCAUUGCGCCAGCGUUCGCUCCGCUCCAGUCCCACCAGUUUGUGUCCCAGCAGCCCAAGGCCGCCCAGCACCAGUUCGUCAUCCAGCCGCAGCUCCAGCCUCGCGCUGCACAGCCUUUGCCGCCCUCCUCUUCCGCAUCUCACUUGUCGACUUCCGUACAAGCUGGCCACCCGCACAAGCCUGCUGGCGGCGGCACCAACCCCUCUUGCUCGCAGGCCACCCAUAAUGCCAGGCCCAUGGGAUCCGCCGUCCGGAGCGGCGGGUGUCCCAACCACGCUGCCCAGCGCAAGGCCGCCACUGUCCAAGUGCCUGCGCCGGCCGCAACGGAGAAUCCCCGGAAAGAGACCACAGAGAAGACUCCCCCAGCUGACCCCCCGGCCCUACCACACGCCACCCCCAGCCCCAUGCCGGACCCCGGAGCCACUGAGACCCCCCGCCACGACGCAGUUGUUGCUCCGGUCCCGGAGGGCCUGGUCCCGCCCGGUCCCGCCCGCAGCCCCGGCGGAGGCAUGACCUCGGGCAACGGGACGUCUGCUUCCAGCGUUGCCGGCGCCGCCCCCCACAACGGGGAGACCCACAAACCCCCGCAGGCCGUGGUCAAGCCCCAGGUCCUCACCCACCUCAUUGAGGGGUUCGUCAUCCAGGAGGGUGCCGAGCCCUUCCCGGUGGGCCGCUCCUCGCUGCUGGUGGGGAGCCUGAAGAAGAAGUAUGCGCAGGCCCUUCUCGGGGAGAAGACGCAACCGCCGCAUCAACCGCCACACCAGCAGGACAACAACACCACCACCACCGACUCCGACAUGGAGGACCCUUAUUUGCAAGAAUCCAAAGACGAAGGGUCUCCCCCCAAGUUGAAGUGCGAGCUCUGCGGCCGCCUCGACUUCGCCUACAAGUUCAAGCGCUCGAAGCGCUUCUGCUCCAUGGCCUGCGCCAAGCGGUACAACGUGGGCUGCACCAAGCGUGUGGGGCUCUUCCACCCGGACCGGAACAAGCCUCCCAAGCAGAGUGCCACGCCGCACAACCGGCGCCGGAACAGCAAACCGGCGCUCGGCAAGGAGAGCAAGAAACAGGCACCGCCCGCGUUGGCCCCCACCUCGGGACCGAUCUCGGGUUCGGGGUCUCUGCAGCAGCAGCAGCACCUGUCGUCGCGUGGGGGCCAGGAGGACUCCAGCCGCGGCUCGGACAACUCCAGCUACGAGGAGCCGCUCUCCCCGCUCUCGGCCAGCUCCUCGGCCUCCCGCCACCGCCGCCGAUGCCCCUCCGAGCGCGAGGUGGAGCUGCCCGACGUCCGCCUGCGAGACCUGGUGGCCAUCGGGCACCACUUCCUGCCCAGCGAGCCCCACAAGUGGAACGUGGAGGACGUCCACCAGUUCAUACGAUCCCUCCCCGGCUGCCAGGAGAUUGCGGAGGAGUUCCGCGCCCAGGAGAUCGACGGGCAGGCGCUGCUGCUGCUGAAGGAGGACCACCUCAUGAGCGCCAUGAACAUCAAGCUGGGCCCCGCCCUCAAGAUCUACGCCCGCAUCUGCAUGCUGAAGGACUCCUAGGACGGACGGACGGGCGGGCGGACACCUUCCUUCCUUUGGACGGUGGCCGGAAGCCCCGACUUGAGCACAAUCCCCCCUUGAGGGCGAGGGUGGUGUAAAUACAUAGGUAGCCUUAGCUCCCCUUUCUCCUCUCGUAGAGCAGACACAACAUCCACCUCCACUGAGGUGUAAAGCAGACACAACCCCUUCUCCUCCUCCUCAGGUGCAAGAGAUGCCAGCUCUCAGGGAGGGCGCUGCGUGCGUCUUGUCCUCCUUUUUUGAGAUGCCAGCUCUCAGGGAGGGCGUUGCGUGCGUCUCGUCCUCCUUUUUUGAGAUGCCAGCUCUCAGGGAGGGCGUUGCGUGCGUCUCGUCCUCCUUUUUUGAGAUGCCAGCUCUCAGGGAGGGCGCUGUGUGUGUCUCGUCCUCCUUUUUUGAGAUGCCAGCUCUCGGGGAGGGCGCUGCAUGCAUCUCGUCCUCCCCUCCCGCCUUUUUGAGAUGCCAGCUCUCAGGGAGGGCGCUGCGUGCGUCUCGUCCUCCUUUUUUGAGAUGCCAGCUCUCGGGGAGGGCGCUGUGUGCGACUCGUCCUUCUCUCCCGCCUUUUUGAGAUGCCAGCUCUCAGGGAGGGCGCUGCGUGCGUCUCGUCCUCCUUUUUUGAGAUGCCAGCUCUCAGGGAGGGCGCUGCGUGCGUCUCGUCCUCCUUUUUUGAGAUGCCAGCUCUCAGGGAGGGCGCUGCGUGCGUCUCGUCCUCCUUUUUUGAGAUGCCAGCUCUCAGGGAGGGCGCUGCAUGUGUCUCGUCCUUUUUUGAGAUGCCAGCUCGUCCUCCCCUCCCUCCUUUUUCAUCCGGAUCGGACACAACCUACUUGAAACCUCAGAAAGCCAAACCGGACCGUUGCCUUAACUUCUUUUUUUGUAUCGUGUAGGCGUGCGUGUGUGCGUGUGGUGCCGCUUAGUGCCCUCCCCGUGUCCCGUUUUUAGGGGUCCGUAGCCAGUUUAGGGUCCGCGUUUGGGUGCCCGCCUCCACUGGGGAUGGACUCGACGCUCACGGCUCCUCCUGUUCCGCUGCAGCAUCACACUCUUGGCUCACGUUCCUAUAUUCCUAUGGAUGCAGCCUAGGAUCGCAUUGGCCUUUUCUGCUGCAGCAUCACACCCUUGGCUCACAUUCAUGGUCUAUUAAGACUCCUACAUCCCUUUCAGUGGACUAUAUAGUAUAAUCAAUCACUUCCCCAGGCAGUGUAUUCCUAUGGAUGCAGCCUAGGAUCGCAUUGGCCUUUUCUGCUGCAGCGUCACCCUCUUGGCAGGGCAGGAGGAGCGGGUUUUCUCCCCGGAAGACGGAGCUGGGCUCAGGCGCAUCAGGUGGCGGGGAGUCUUGCAGCUGAGCUGCGCCUCCCCGAUCUCUUUUUUGGGAUGUUUGUUUCCUCCGGACCCGGAAGGAAGAAUUUCUACUGUUUCCAACGGCCCCCACUCCCUUGGUUUUUUAAUAAAAUAUUCACUUUUACAGAAAAA
Messenger RNA from Anolis carolinensis (green anole), 4299 nucleotides. It is a transcript of the gene phc2, whose product is annotated as polyhomeotic homolog 2. Gene Ontology annotation, biological process: negative regulation of DNA-templated transcription. NCBI's taxonomy places the organism in Eukaryota, Metazoa, Chordata, Lepidosauria, Squamata, Anolidae. Bases 328 to 2817 code for a protein of 829 amino acids. Gene Ontology annotation, cellular component: PRC1 complex; nucleus. Gene Ontology annotation, molecular function: chromatin binding; zinc ion binding; histone binding. The record is from RefSeq and is a predicted model, not a curated record. The transcript has 15 exons.